This is a messenger RNA of Cylicostephanus goldi, 390 nucleotides long. Lineage: Eukaryota; Metazoa; Nematoda; Chromadorea; Rhabditida; Strongylidae. The record is from the annotation of a GenBank genome assembly.
UUGACUAUCAGCUAUAGCUAUGGUUUCAGAUUUGUGUUGAACAGUUCUUCCGAUCCACAAUGGUUUUCAAGAACUUUGAAAGAAGUUGACCCAAAUGGUACUGCUCUCAGUGCACAUGUUGGGAAAUAUCACAGUGAAAGCGAGGAUUUUAUUAGGUAUCAAUCAUUUUGCUUCUAUAACCCUGAUUCGGAGAUAUGCAGAAGGAUGGAGGACCGUGUCUCCGAGGAGCACGCGGUUAACGAGAGGGACGUUUCAGCCGUUCGGUUGCUGACGUCGUUACCAUACUCAUUCUGUCAUAAUCUUAUCAACAAAUUGAGGCAGGAAGUAAGUUUGGAAGAUAAUAGAUCAUUAAAUGGGGGAAGGGUAAACAAUCCUCGAAAGAGAUUAUGA